This is a messenger RNA of Tinamus guttatus (white-throated tinamou), 2365 nucleotides long. NCBI's taxonomy places the organism in Eukaryota, Metazoa, Chordata, Aves, Tinamiformes, Tinamidae. The record is from RefSeq and is a predicted model, not a curated record.
GAGAUGCCGAGACAGUUUCCAAAGCUGAACAUCUCUGAGGUUGAUGAACAAGUGCGACUUCUAGCAGAGAAGGUAUUUGCUAAAGUCCUCCGAGAAGAAGACAGCAAAGAUGCCUUGUCACUAUUCACCGUUCCUGAAGACUGCCCUAUCGGGCAGAAGGAGGCCAAGGAAAGGGAACUGCAGAAGGAGCUGGCGGAACAACAGUCUAUAGAAACAGCCAAAAGGAAGAAAAGUUUCAAGAUGAUUCGAUCCCAGUCUUUGUCAUUACAAAUUCCAACCCAGGAAUGGAAAGCACCCUCCGUCAAUCCUGUUCUGUCUCCUACAACACCAGUUCUUCCAAGUGCUUUUCUUCCAGUCCAAGUGCCAUAUGAUGUACCAGAGUUCCAGAGAGUUUCAAUUAGUGGAGAUUACUGUGCAGGGGUUACAGUUGAUGAUUAUGAGCAGGCUGCCAAAAGCCUUGUGAAAGCUCUUCUCAUUCGAGAAAAGUACUCGCGUCUUGCCUAUCAUCGCUUCCCGAGAACAACGUCCCAGUAUUUGUGCAGCAUGCGAGAUGAAAAAUGGAAGGUUGAAGAUGAAGUGUGUCCAGAUUUUCAUUCACCCCCAGAAGAAAAUGAAGAUCCUUACAAUCUUGAUGAUGCUCCAGACAAUUUGGAUUAUGUUAUCAAGAUAAAAGGUGGCAUUCCCUUUGUUUAUGAUAACAAGGAAAUGAUGGAACUCAAUGAACCUCGGAGUUUGCCAUAUCCUGACCUGGAGACCUAUACUCUUGACCUGAGCCAUGUUCUUGCUCUAAUUGCAGACGGUCCAACAAAAACAUAUUGCCAUCGUCGACUUAACUUUCUAGAAUCUAAAUUCAGUUUACAUGAGAUGUUAAAUGAAAUGUCUGAAUUUAAAGAACUGAAGAGUAAUCCCCAUCGAGACUUUUAUAAUGUGAGAAAGGUUGAUACUCAUAUCCAUGCUGCCGCCUGCAUGAACCAGAAACAUUUGCUGAGAUUUAUUAAGCACACUUACCAAACAGAGCCAGACAGGAUUGUUGCAGAGAAAAAAGGCAAAAAGAUGACUUUAAAGCAAGUGUUUGAAAGCCUUCACAUGGACCCUUAUGACCUCACUGUAGACUCUUUAGAUGUUCAUGCAGGUCGUCAAACAUUUCAUCGAUUUGACAAAUUCAAUUCUAAAUACAAUCCAGUCGGUGCCAGUGAGCUGAGGGACUUGUAUUUGAAAACUGAGAACUACAUUGGUGGUGAAUACUUUGCUCGUAUGGUCAAGGAAGUAGCCUGUGAACUAGAAGAAAGUAAAUACCAGUACACCGAACCCCGGUUAUCCAUUUACGGGCGGUCUCCAGAUGAGUGGCAGAACUUGGCAAAAUGGUUCAUUAAACAUAAAGUUUACUCACCUAACAUGCGCUGGAUAAUUCAGGUUCCCAGAAUCUAUGACAUAUUUAGGUCAAAAAAUAUUCUGCCUAGUUUUGGGAAGAUGUUGGAGAACAUAUUUGUACCUUUGUUUGAGGCAACAAUCAACCCCAAAGAACACAAAGAACUGCACCUUUUCCUCAAAUACGUGACUGGCUUUGACAGUGUUGAUGAUGAAUCCAAACACAGUGGCCAUAUGUUCUCUGACAAGAGCCUUAACCCUGACCUCUGGACCAGUGAGAAGAAUCCCCCGUACAGCUAUUAUCUGUAUUACAUGUAUGUCAACAUCAUGCUGCUGAACAACCUUAGGAGGAAAAGAGGCAUGUGUACUUUUCUGUUUCGACCUCACUGUGGAGAAGCUGGGUCUAUCACACAUCUGGUAUCAGCCUUUCUGACUGCUGACAACAUUUCGCAUGGAUUGCUCUUGAAGAAGAGUCCAGUUCUCCAGUAUCUUUAUUAUCUUGCACAAAUACCUAUUGCCAUGUCUCCGCUUAGCAACAACAGCCUAUUCCUGGAGUACUCAAAAAAUCCACUACGAGAAUUUCUACACAAGGGGCUUCACGUCUCUCUCUCUACAGAUGAUCCUAUGCAGUUUCAUUACACAAAGGAAGCUCUCAUGGAGGAAUAUGCUAUUGCAGCUCAGGUAUGGAAACUCAGUACCUGUGACUUGUGUGAAAUAGCAAGAAACAGCGUAUUGCAGAGUGGACUGUCAGAUAAGGAAAAACAGAAAUUCUUAGGCACAAAUUAUUGUAAAGAGGGACCUGAGGGAAAUGACAUUCGAAAGACAAAUGUUGCACAGAUCCGGAUGGCCUUCAGGUAUGAGACACUGUGCAAUGAACUUAGUUUCCUGGCUGAUGCUAUGAAAACAGAAGAGAUUUCUGCUCUGUCAAAGUAGUUUCAAACCCAAAGAAACUAGAACCUUUCCUAACCACAAUCACGUGCUAAUCAAUAUUGAGUCA